AUGGAUUCGCAGCAUAUUUCCAUAUUUCGCCAUUUACCGCUGAUGGAAAAGUCUCAUGGACCCAAGAGCCACUGUGUGACGUGGGGCAGUAACCACUACCUAACAUUCGAUAAAGUUCAGUAUACAUUCUCUGGGCAGUGCAGCUAUCAGUUUGCAUCCGACUGUUCCCCCUCUGCAACCUUUGAUAUCUAUACACAAAAGGUUCAAGUGGACGAUGACUACAGAGUAUAUUUUACCGUCAUUAUUGACGAUCUGUUGAUUAAAGUGGAAGAUGAAGGGAUCACUGUUGAUGGAAACCAAAUAGCUUUUCCAUACACCAAGAAGGGUGUCGAUAUCGAUGACGCGUGUGAAAAUCUAAAAAUAAAAUCAAAAAUUGGUCUGAUAACAUGGAACUGGGGAGAUGACUUCAAGAUAGAACUCAGUGACACGUACAGAGGAAAGACCUGUGGACUAUGUGGCAAUAGCGACGGCAAUACCUCAAAUGAUCUUGUUUGGCAAGGGCAUAGUGUCUCUCCAGUCCUUUUUGGCAAUGUUCACAAGGUCAGUGGACCUGCGGAUGAUUGCUCAGAUGUCUCAGAAUUUGACAGUAAAGAGACUGAACAGGAAACAUGUAAGCAACAGAGGCUUGAAUGUGAAAAUCUCCUUUCAAGAAUGGGUAACUGCAAAGAUCUGUUGGAUUCAUACCCAGAUUAUCUCCAGACGUGCAAGGAAGACCUGUGCAAUUGUGAAUCUCUAAACAAGACAUCAUGCAUUUGCAGCACAUUGAACCAGUUCUCCAAAGAAUGUGUCCUUGCUGAAUCAGAAAAAUGCAAUGAGAGAAAGGACAACAGGAAUCCUGUCCAAUGGUCAGAUAUGACAUUCCAGAUAAAGCCAGAUAAAGCUGACAGAACUGUUCUGGAUGAUAUCCAUCACCGUAAACAGUGUGUGAAAUUGAGGAAUUGUCCUUGUGUUCAUGGUGCGAAGAUAUUUAAACCCAAUGAAAACUAUGCCACUGCCUGCCACGACUGCACUUGCAAGUUUGGUCAUUGGUCCUGCACACAAUUUGCUUGCUCUGCCAACUGCACUCUGAGAGGAGGAUCACAUAUCAGUACCUUUGAUGCAAGGGAGUUUACAUUCCAUGGAAACUGCAUGUAUUUAAUGUCCAAGGAUACUGAGAAAACAUUUGCUGUAACUGCCAAAAUUGUCCAGUGUGGGGUAUCUGAAUCUGUCACCUGCUUGAAUGCUGUCCAUAUCACCAUAGGGAAGGUGAAUAUAAAAAUCUGUUAUUGUGGCAAUGUAUAUCUCAACAAUUUUAUAACUCUGCUGCCCAAAUAUAAAGAUGGUGUCACCCUCUUCAAACCUACUUCUCAUGCUGUCAAUGUGAUAACGCCCUUUGGCAUGACCGUUCAGGUCGAAAUUAAGCCUAUAUUUCAGCUCUCCAUUAGUGUUAAUGCUACAUUUAAACAUAAAACAACAGGACUCUGCGGGAACUUUAAUGGGGCCCAGUCUGAUGACAUGAAAACGCUAAGUGGUGUUCUGGAGACAUCAGCUUCAUCCUUCAGCAACUCGUGGAAAUCACAGGCUUCAUGCUCUGAUGUCGAUGACAACUUUGAUAACCCUUGCACCAACAGCAUUGACAGAGAACAAUUUGGCACACAUUGGUGCAGCCUUCUUACAAACACCAGUGAAGUAUUUGCAGCAUGUCAUUCAUAUCUUGAACCUCAUUCUUAUUUUAAGCACUGCAUGUAUGACGUGUGCAACUCCGACCAUGCAGAAAAUGCUCUGUGCAUGUGGCUAUCUGCGUAUGUCAUAGACUGCGGACACAGAGGAGUGGAGCUACAGAAUUGGAGAAAUCGAGUUUGCGAUCCUAUAAAGACUUGUCCUGAGACCAUGGUGUUCAGCUACAGCCCAAAGCCCUGCAACAUUAGUUGUGCUUCUUUGUCUGAGCCUGACCCUUUGUGCAAAGUACCCCAUAUUCCAUUAGAGGGCUGUACAUGCCCAGAAGGAACCUUUAUGACACCCAAUGAGAAGUGCGUGAUGCCUGAGAAAUGUCCCUGCAAUUACAAAGGCCGUAGUGUACCCCCCGACGAAGCAAUUAAAGUGGAUGAAAUCCUGUGUAAAUGUGCACGAGGGAAACUCCAUUGUCCUAAAGCUUUUAGUAUGGGAGAUGCAUGUGACCUGCCAAUGUAUUAUUUUGACUGUGAGACUGCCGGCCCAAAUGCAGUUGGAUCAGAGUGCCAGAAAAGUUGUAAGACACAGGACAUGCAGUGUUACAGCAAGGAAUGUGUGUCAGGAUGUGUCUGUCCUAGCGGUUUAGUUUGGAAUGACGACGGCGACUGUAUUUUACCAAGCCAAUGCCCCUGUGUAUAUGAAGGAAAAUUUUAUGAGACAGGAGUGAGCAUUGAUAUACCCUGCAACACAUGCACAUGCAAGAACAGAACCUGGCAUUGUACAGAAAACCUCUGCCCGCAAACUUGCACAGUAUACGGGAAUGGGCACUACUCCACCUUUGAUGGAUCCCGAUUUGACUUCAGUGGGGAAUGUGAUUAUAUCUUAGCCCAGGACUUUUGCCCUGGCAAUGAAAAUGCAGGGAGCUUCCGAAUCAUCACCGAAAAUAUUGUAUGCGGAGAGGCUGAAUCCAUCUGUUCUCUUGGCAUCAAGAUCAUCUUAAAGAAUGCAACAAUCGAACUCUUUGAAGGUCGGGCGGAAGAAUCUAAAAGAGAAUCUAACAAUAGCAAUUUCUAUACGAUAGAUAUAAUUGGACUUUUCAUUGUGUUGAAAACCACUGAUGGUCUCACCUUCAUGUGGGACCAGAAAACCACAGCUAUUGUCCAACUUUCCCAGUCAUUUCAGGGACGCGUUUGUGGACUCUGUGGGAACUUUGAUGGCCUCUCAGUCAAUGACUUUACUUCCUCGUGGCAGUCCUUGGAGGAGAAUGAGAACGUGUUUGCAGACAGCUGGAAAGUGACGCCGAGUUGUAACAGCGGCAUACGGGAAAACACUUGUUUGACAAACCCCUUUAAGUUCCCCUGGGCUCAAAAACACUGCAGCUUAAUUAAAAGUGAAGUCUUUGCUCCCUGUCAUGCAAAGGUUGAUCCGAUCCCAUAUUAUGAUUCCUGUGUCACUGACUCUUGCAGUUGUAAUAAUGGAGGCGAUUGUGAGUGCCUGUGCACCUCUAUAGCAGCCUACGCUUCUGCCUGCAGGAGAAGCAACAUCUGCAUUGCAUGGAGGACUCCAGACAUUUGCCCUGUAUUCUGUGAUUACUAUAACAAGGAUGGAAGGUGUGAAUGGCACUAUCAGCCUUGUGGUGCUCCUUGCCUGGUAACUUGCAGAAAUCCCAUGGGAAAGUGUGAUAAUGAUACCCAGCACCUUGAAGGAUGCUACCCAACAUGUAGUAAUACUCAUCCUUAUUUUGACGAAAACACCAAACACUGUGUCCCAGUUUUGAAUUGUACAACUUGUGUUCCGGAAGAAAAUCUUUGCAAUGAAAGAUCUGCAGAGUGCCUUUGCUGCCACGAGGGAAAGACAUACCGCUUCUUACAGGAGAUCUCUAUAAUCCUGGAGGGAAAAAGCUGUGUGAUUGGAUAUUGUGGCGCUGAUGGAGACAUUAUUUUGACAUCCAACGUCUGUGGUGUCAUUACCACAGUAUCUACACCUGCACGUACAAGUAUUCCAGGUCCUCCUUCUACAGGAAAGAUACCAACCUCUCAAGUCUUGCUUACAAGCAAGGCAACUUCUACCACAUCGGUUCCCAUGAAAACCUCUACUGUGCAUCCUGGGAUUUCAAGAACCAGUGAGAGAACCACCCAUAUUACAACACCUUAUCGGUAUUCAUUAACACAAAGCUUUGUGUCAUUUACUAAUUAUUCCAGAAUAUUAAUUACAACUAAGGGCGUUUCAUCAGCAACUACCUCCUCAUUGGAAAGAAAGAGUACAUCCCCAAAAACACAAAAAACUUACAGCAGAACCAGUGUGCCUAUCCAUAUACCUGUUACUACACAAAAUAUCACACCAACUGCCCCAGCAACAGAAAAGACAUUUACCCUACUUACAACGGCUCCAGCAACAGAAAGGACAUCUACCCUACUUACAACUGUCCCAGAACUAGGAAGCAAAUCUACCCUACUUACAACUGUCCCAGGACUAAGAAGCAAAUCUACCCUACUUACAACUGUCCCAGGACUAAGAAGCAAAUCUACCCUACUUACGACUGUCCCAGGACUAAGAAGCAAAUCUACCCUACUUACAACUGUCCCAGGACUAAGAAGCAAAUCUACCCUACUUACAACUGCCCCAGCUUCAGGAAGUAAAUCUACUCUACUUACAACUGCCCCAGCUUCAGGAAGCAAAUCUACUCUACUUACAACAAUUCCAAAAGUCUCUUCUAAAAGUGCCACUACGCAUGCUAUUUCAUCCAAUGCCACAACACCUUUGAAGACUACAGUAAAGGAACUGAGUGCAAAGACCAAGUUUCCAUCUACAACAACUUUAGUCUCAAAAGAAAGAGAAAAUGUUACACAACUAUUUACAAGAAAAACAUUAACAACUUCAUCACCUCAUGUUACAAUACCAACAGCAGGGACAUUUAAACCAUUUACAUUAAGAGAGAACAUCUUUAGUUUACUACCCAUCUUUGUUAUUUGGUCUCUUAUCCUGAGGUUUCACUGUCUGCCCUGGUUAUCGAGGCCUUCAACUCUACAGAUUCUUUGUCUGCGUCUGUUCCCACUGGCCUACCCGCCUCAGAAACAGCCUCAUGCACACUGUCCUGCUCCGCUGUCAUCAGAAAUUUCUUUAGGAACUUUUGCGACUCGGUUAAUCUGUAGCUCCCGCAUCCAAGUUCGCACAAAACAAGUUAUCAGUUGUAGACCAGUUGUUUCUGUUAGCUUCGAUUGCAGACAUUCCUUUAUCAAUAAUUCCUGUCAUAAAGUCCAGAUUGUUACUCAGUGGUAUCAAUGGCGAUGGGAAAGGGACAUUUAA
This is a messenger RNA of Xenopus tropicalis (tropical clawed frog), 4956 nucleotides long. Its product is annotated as provisional ortholog of mucin 5B, oligomeric mucus/gel-forming. The coding region runs from base 1 to 4956 and encodes 1651 amino acids. Gene Ontology annotation, cellular component: extracellular region. The record is from RefSeq and is a predicted model, not a curated record. The transcript is spliced from 36 exons. NCBI's taxonomy places the organism in Eukaryota, Metazoa, Chordata, Amphibia, Anura, Pipidae.